AGGCUCGGAAUUUGUAUAUAAUUUUUUUAAAACAAAGCCCUUUCACAAAAAAAAAACUUUUUUUUCUAAUAAAAAAUGAACACCAUGUUGACAGGUCAUAAAGCAUUACGAAAAAGCUUUGUGCGUUAUUCCUCCUACAAGUCUAUUGUGGUUGGAAAGCCCUUUACACCAAGUCACCGUGUCUAUAUUGCAGAAAAGGACAAGGUUAUUUCUCCUUUCCACGAUAUUCCUCUCUAUGUCAAGGAUGCCGACAAAAGCAUUGUCAACAUGGUUGUCGAAAUCCCUCGCUGGAGCAACGCCAAAGUCGAAAUUGCGACAGGAGAAAAGUUCAAUCCGUUAAAGCAAGAUAUCAAGAAGGGAAAACCUAGAUUUGUGCGCAACUGUUUCCCUUACAAGGGUUAUAUUUGGAACUAUGGUGCCUUGCCACAGACAUGGGAGGAUCCCAACCAUAUCCACCCUGAGACCAUGGCUAAAGGAGAUAAUGAUCCUAUUGACGUGAUUGAAAUUGGACAGGAAAUUGCUCAACAAGGUCAAGUCAAGCAGGUCAAAGUCUUGGGUAUCAUGGCCAUGUUGGAUGAAGGUGAAACUGACUGGAAAGUCCUUGCCAUUGAUACCAAAGAUCCCAUGGCUCAUCAAUUGAAUGAUGUCAAGGACGUAGAAACAUUGUAUCCUGGUUUAAUAGACGCUACAAGAAAUUGGUUCAAGAUUUAUAAAAUCCCUGAUGGAAAGCCAGAAAAUGAAUUCGCCUUUAACGGUGCCUGUAAGGACAGAGAGUAUGCAAACACCAUUGUAGCUGAAACCCAUCAUGCUUGGAAGAACUUGAUGGAUGGAAAAGUAGAUAAACACAGCAUUGACUUAAAUAAUACUACCCAAACAAGUCAUCGUGUAGCAUCUGAAAACAUUGUGUCAGAUGGAGACAUCUCAAGUACAAAAGAAGAGGAUGCCAAGGGAUACGACCCCAAGUGGUACUUUGUAUAAAGCGAAAAAUGCAAAAUCAUCUGGAGUUGAAAAAAAAAAGAAGCUCGGUUGUAUCAUGUAGGACAAAAAUGAGCUCUCUCUCUAGUGCGCUUUGUUAAGUUUGAAAGCAAACCAUGUGCGAAAUAAAGAUACCUUCU
Molecule: messenger RNA, 1115 nt
Organism: Mucor mucedo
Lineage: Eukaryota; Fungi; Mucoromycota; Mucoromycetes; Mucorales; Mucoraceae
Product: inorganic pyrophosphatase
Exons: 4
Coding region: 76-978 (300 amino acids)
Biological process (GO): phosphate-containing compound metabolic process
Cellular component (GO): cytoplasm
Molecular function (GO): inorganic diphosphate phosphatase activity; magnesium ion binding
Source: RefSeq, a predicted model, not a curated record